AAUAUAAUAAUGCUAUUAUUAUCAAAUCUGGAUACUGAUUAGUAGGCUAUUUAUCGUGGAAAUUAUUUACAGGAAAUCUACACGGAAGCGAUUCAUCCCGCCCACCAGACCGUAUAUUAUCUGGAAAAAACGAUCAACCCCCAUGCUCAGCAAGUGAUUUCAACCUUUUGGUAAUAACGAUUUGAAUCAAUAAUACAUUAUGGUGCAAAAUAUCCCUUUAUUGACUAGCAACACGGCUGGUAGUAGCAUGUUAGCUACCUAGCUAUUUUUCUUUAGCAAGCUGGAUACGACCCCAGACAAGUGUUACAUUGUGAACCUUGCAAUUUGAUCGUCUUAUUGAACCUUUGUUGCACUCUUUUACGCUGGACUGUCUUCGCCACUUGGUUGCUAGCUAGCUGUCACUCUUGUUGGACAGAGAAACAGAUACGCGGUGUGUCAGUGAUAGACAUGGCAUAUUUCUACCCACUUAUUCUGAAUAACAGGGCUUUCGGAAGAGAUUCACUUUAGGAUCACACACAGUCCUGACUUGCUCCCACAAGCACAGAUGUUUGGUGCAGAUCCCACUGUGAAUUGAUCUGUAAAAAAAGACACACACGCAAGCAGUAUGUCGGAGAACCUCGUCCUCACCUUCCAGACCCAGCUCUCGGGAGUCAUGGAGACGGUCCUAAAGUCAGCCAUAUAUGAGAUCACCAGGCUGGUGGAGGACGGCUUCCUGGAGGAGGUGUCCCGAAGCCGUGAGCAGGUCGAGUCGCUGAAGAAGAGGUUACAGCGGUCGGAGAACAGAGAGGGAGGCCAGAGGGGGAAAUGUGCAGACUGUGGGAAAGCUGAUGAGGAAGGUGGAAGCUCUGGAAACUCACAGACAGGUGCGGAGAUGGGGUGUGGCCUGAAGCAGGAGAAGGUACCAGGGGAGGAGUGGAGCAGCUGUGGGGGCGUGGCCAGGGAAACAGCCUUCCAUGAUCUGGAGGCUGAGGCCACCAGCCUUAGGAGAACCUCUGAGUCCACAGAGGUCACAGGUCAGAAGCUGGACAGCCUGCUGAAAGAGGAGCCUCUCCACAACACCGAGCUACAGGAGAGAUGGGGUGUCUGCCUGGACGGUGCCGAUGGUUCAGACGUCUCGGGGCCCAGUAAGAGUUUCAGUGAGCAGGAGCUGCAGCAGUGCCAGGCUGACUGGGGAUCCGGUCUAGACCAGGGGCCUGAACCACCAGGCCCAGAUGGAAACCCAGGGGACCCCAGCCAACCUCUCUUCCAACCCCGUUACAGCCUGGAGGAUCUGGGGGGUGGCUUUGAGAAAUCUGGUUACGGCGGUGCUGGUGGUGGAGGAGGCCAUCGUCUAGACGUGGAAGGGCUGGAUAGGCUUCCUGGUUCUCCGUCUCAUCUGGGUGCGCUGAGCUACGGAGCUGUGGGUCACUACCAGGUGGACCUGGGGGGGUCUGAGGGGGGAGACCAUCACCAUCGCUCCCACAUGCCUGGCCCCCAUCGGAGCCGGAGGGAGCAGGUGGCGUCGCCAACGCCACCGCCCCACCCAGAGGUGGGUGUCCGGAACUGCCUGUUGAUCAACGAGGAGGGUUACCUGCAGGACUCCAGUGUCUUGUACCCUGAACACGGUGUCACAGAGUCAGGUAGCAGAGCCGGCCACAGGGGGCUAACCUCCAUCCACUCUGGAAGCUCAGCCCACAACAACAACACAGAGAGCCUGUAUGGUGCCCCUGACAACUUUGGACACUCUCUAAACCUCAGAGAUCGUUCACAAGAGCAGGUAACAGAAGGAGGAGUAAUGGGAGGAGGGGGGAAGCGUCACGCCUGCAAUCAAUGCACCAUGACAUUCUCAGACUCUGGCUCCCUUGAGGCCCACAAGCAGACACACAAAACAGGUAGAGUCUCAGGGUCAGGAUCUGGGCCUCCGUACUCCUGCACCAAGUGCGGUAAGUCCUUCACCCAGGCUUGCAACCUCAAGGUCCACCAGCGGCUCCACCAGGCAGAGGGACUCCACCUCUGCAGCCACUGCUCCAAGGGCUUCACCUCCUUCUCUGACCUGAAGAGGCACAAGUGCAUUCAGACGACAGACAAGCCCUACUGCUGCUCCAUCUGUGGGAACAAAUUCAGUCGGCUCUGGAACCUCAAGCUGCACAGGCGCGUUCACACACAGGAGAAACCCCACCGCUGCACUAUGUGUGACAAGAGCUUUGCUCGGGCAGACAAUUUGAAGGUGCACCAGCGCACGCACACUGGGGAGAGACCGUACUGCUGCGCUGUGUGUGGACUCAGCUUCAAACAACUAAACCAUCUGAAGUGGCACCAGCGUAAACACAGGCUGGAUCUCCUGGCCUGAGCAGUGGUCUAGAAAACAAUCUUUUUGAGAAAUUGUUUAUAAAUAAGGACAUUAAAAAUAUGAACUGUUGGAAAUCUAACCAUGUGUUGAAUAUGAAUUAAUGUCUUACAUUAUGGACUGUCUAUAAAUUGUCUGUUAUAAUGAUCAUGCGUAACCUAUGAAACAUUUGAAUGAUGGAACAUUCAUAUGCUCGUGGGAAGUUGUACGUCUGACAUGAUUGUGUUCAAGUGCAUUUGAAGUCAGACCAAUUCUUUAACCAAUAAGAUUUUUGCUAGCUUGUUUGCUAGCUAAUGUUGCUCAUAAUAAAGUUAUCUAGUUUGCUUAACAUUGACAGUACGGUAAAACUAGCUACAUUAUCCAAAUUGCUAAGUUUGUAAUUGUCAAAAUUGGAUUUGUUGUCAAGUUUUGGUUGAAACGGUAUAAGUGCUUUCCCACUUGUAAUUACGACUUAGAGGGUUGUUCAAGUGAAACUUUCCAGUCCAGUCCAGAUUUUUACAUACAAAUAAAACAAAAUAAAACACA
Messenger RNA from Oncorhynchus nerka (sockeye salmon), 2851 nucleotides. RefSeq names its product zinc finger protein 169-like. Gene Ontology annotation, biological process: regulation of transcription by RNA polymerase II. Bases 605 to 2329 code for a protein of 574 amino acids. Gene Ontology annotation, molecular function: RNA polymerase II cis-regulatory region sequence-specific DNA binding; DNA-binding transcription factor activity, RNA polymerase II-specific. The transcript has 4 exons. NCBI's taxonomy places the organism in Eukaryota, Metazoa, Chordata, Actinopteri, Salmoniformes, Salmonidae. The record is from RefSeq and is a predicted model, not a curated record.